AUGGAUCGAUAUGUGCGCGGGAAAGGCGGCGAAAGAGUUGGAUCGAUCUCAAGCGAAACCAGUCCCAUAAAGGGAUUCGAAACGCCCACUUCUCCGUAUCAGGACGUAACUACACCUACGAAGGAUCAUUCUCUGAACGAGUUUCACAUUCCGUCCCGAACGAGUAGUACCAGAGGCCGUGAAUCCAAGAAGAGGAGACAAAGUCUCCAGCCAUGCAGUUCACCUGCACCAACCACCCCCGAUUCUCGUAAACGGAGCUCCGCCGACUCGGUGAUCUCCUACGAAACCAAAGCCUCAUCCAUCCCAAGCAAUCAUACGCCUCUCCAAAGCAAACUCCAUGCCGAAGAUAGUGACCGACUCCAGCCCUUACUCGAGGACGACCCGAAAUCCUUCGAUCUAGUCGAGCAAACCAGUGUCCCCAGCGAGGAUUCGUCCCUGGAGCGUCGAUCCGAGCAGCUAUUUUCCAAGGAGCAUCUCGAAUCCAUCGUCAGCGAUCCGCAGGACCUCCUCCGCUUCACCUCCUUCCUACACCGCCGCCGGCCGCAAUCCAUCCCAGUGCUGAUUUACUAUCUAGACGCACUGAAGGCGUUACGGGCAAUCAAAUACGCCAAUGCGGUCGCGGAGGCCCUGGAGCCCAUCACGGGGCAUCCAUUCACCGAAUGCCAGGCUCGCCCUACGCAGAACGCUGUUUUGGAGGAGAAGGCGCGCCAGGCGUUCGAGGUCCUGGUGAACGAGGAUCUGCCGGCAUAUGUCGUGCACGUUUUUAUUCAGGUGGCGAGUGUGCGCGUGCAGCGGCGGAUCACCGGCACGCUGCCUUCCCAUCUGCUCGAUGCGUCGGAGGGGCUGGGGGAGGUGUUCUGUCUUACGGAUCCGACGCGGGCGGAGAAUCCGAUUGUAUUUGCGUCCGAAGAAUUUCAUCGCAUGACACAAUAUGGUGUGAGCCAUGCGAUGGCGCGCAAUUGCCGAUUCCUCCAGGGUCCGCGGACGAGUCCAGAUAGUACUCGAAGGAUACGUGAAGCCAUCGCGAAUGGUAAAGAGCACAGCGAAUUGUUCCUGAAUUACCACCGAGACGGUUCCCCGUUCAUGAACCUGUUGAUGGUCGCGCCGUUACUCGACAACAAGGGUAAGCUGCGGUACUACCUCGGCGCGCAGGUUGACGUCAGCGGGCUGGUGAAGGAGUGCACCGAACUGGAGGCGUUCCAACGCAUGCUGGAGAAGCAGGAAGCGAAGACGGGGACGAAUACCGGCGAGGAACCCGAGCGACCAGAUGAGUUCCGGGAGCUCUGCGAGAUGUUCAACAUGGCGGAACUCGACUCCGUGAAAAAAGUCGGCGGGCGCAUGCACCGUGAACGCUUCGGUAACGCCCACGACCACGACCAUGACGCCACCUCCAUCAUCCAUCACCGCCUCCGCCCGCACACUCCCUCCCCCCCUCCCCCCUCUCCUCCGCUCUCCUCCGUCUACAAACACUACCUCCUCCUCCGCCCGCACCCCUCCCUCCGCAUCCUCUUCACCUCCCCCUCCCUCCGCGUCCCCGGCCUCCUCCAAUCCCCCUUCCUCAACCACAUCUCUGGCGCGCCGCGCGUACGCGCCGAAUUGGCCGCCGCGAUGGCCGCGGGCCGGGGGGUCACGGCGAAGAUUCGGUGGGUGACAGGGAGGCGGGAGGGGCGCACAGAUGAGGGGAAGAUGCGGGGGGAGGAAGGGAGGCCGAGGUGGAUUCAUUGUACACCGUUGUGUGGUGCAGGAGGGGGUGUGGGGGUUUGGGUAGUUGUGUUGGUGGAUGAAGAGGGGGGAGGGGGCCGGAAGGGGUGGGGGAGGGAGGCGCCGCCGGUGAUGGGGGGUGAUGUGAAGAUGAUGCGUGGGGGUGGGGGUGUUCAUGGUGGAGAAGGCGAUAGUCUAGUCUUGGAGUCGGCGGGGCGGACGGCGGAGAGCGUGGCGGAGAGUGAGGGGCGGAGCGUCAGCGUCAGUGGGGAGAGUGGGAGCGGGGGGCCAGGAAGCCCCUAUUCGCGGUCGACCACUGGGCUGAGUUAUCGGCCGGGGACGCCGCAGACGUUCCUCUCGGGGUUUUCGGGCGCGCCGAGCUUUUCAUUGUGA
Molecule: messenger RNA, 2094 nt
Organism: Eremomyces bilateralis CBS 781.70
Lineage: Eukaryota; Fungi; Ascomycota; Dothideomycetes; Eremomycetales; Eremomycetaceae
Exons: 5
Coding region: 1-2094 (697 amino acids)
Cellular component (GO): nucleus
Source: RefSeq, a predicted model, not a curated record